UCUAAAUUUAUUGGUUAAUUUGAGUGAAGAAGAGGUUGGUUGGUGUAGCUACUGAAAGGAAACCAAGUGGAAGGCUUUACUUGGAGGAAGCAAGAAACUGGACAACCUCGUCGUUUUGCUUCUUCUUAUGUUGCUCUGGCCCUUUCUUAUCAUCUUUCACUCUGUUCAAGAUUUGUCAUAACAACAACAACAAUAUUAUUAUUAUUAUUCUGCACACAAAAGCAUAAGAAAAAAAAAAAAAUCUUUUUGCAGAAAACUCGCAUUCCCCAUUUCCCGCUCCUCAAUUGUAUGAAACCACCUUCUUCUCCGUCUCACAAUGCUUCCAGCUUUUGCAUUUGAGUAACCCAGUUUUUUGAAGCAGAUUUCAUUUUUCUCUUUCUCGUUUCGCGAGAAAGUUGAACGAGAAAUGAAUAGCAGAACACGCACCACUCUUCACUCGGUGAAACCUCCUUUAAAUGAUUCUAAACAGGGGAAGAUGGAAACUGGAGGGAAGAGAACAAUGGGUGGGCACAAGAAUGGGCGCCGAUCCAAUCGAGAAAGGAAAAUGGCUUUGAUUCAAGAUGUAGAUAAGUUGAAGAGGAAGCUCAGACAUGAAGAGAAUGUUCAUAGAGCUUUAGAAAGAGCAUUCACAAGGCCUUUGGGAUCUCUGCCUCGUCUUCCUCCUUAUCUUCCUCCUUAUACAUUGGAGCUGUUGGCUGAAGUAGCAGUGUUGGAGGAGGAGGUGGUUAGACUUGAAGAGCAGGUUGUGAACUUUCGUCAAGGUUUAUAUCAGGAAGCUGUGUACAUUUCCUCCAAGAGGAAUGCAGAGAAUUUGAAUGACCCUAUUGACCAAAACACAAUCAGGAGUUCCAAGCAUCAGAGAUCAAAAUCUAUGUCUCAAAGUGAGUUCAAUUCAACUAUGAUGGGUAGGCCUCAUCCUUCUCUUGCCAGAAGUGCCUCCAGCAGAAAACUACUGUUCUCUUCUGACACUAUCAAUGAACACGCUGGGAAGCUAGUCCAUGGAAAGCAAUUGCACAGAAAACAAGAUUCAUUCUCAUCUAUCCCGGAAGAGGGAAGGGGAAAAGAGAAUCGAUCAUUUGGUAACUUUGUGAAGGAUAAACAAUCACCGGAAAAGAAAACACCAACCAAAGUUACUUCUCCAAUAAAGAAAUCUCCGCUCAAGCAAGAAUCAGCUGAGAAGUGCAUGGAUCACUUGAGGUUACAGUUGGACUGGAGAUUAGCAGACCAUGAAAGGGCUCAGAGUUCUUCAAGUUCAUCAGAUGAUAAGGUGUCAGAAGUUGAUAUCACACCGAAUAGAGUUUCAGAGGAUAUUGUAAAGUGCUUGAGUAGCAUUUUUGUUAGAAUUGGUACAUCCAAGGACAAAAUUGGGGAAGCAAAAACGCCUUCGCGCUCUGCAUCAGCUUUCAACCAAUUCGGCAAGGAAAAGGAUCAAUUUUGUGAUCCUUAUAGUAUCUGUUCAGAAUCCAAAACAAGAGAAGUCGGUCCAUAUAAAAGAUUAUGUGAAGUCAAAGCCUCCACUGUUGAUAUGAACCGGGCAUCAAAUGCUGUGUUUCUGAUCCACAGAUUAAAGUUCUUACUUGGGAAACUAGCUUCUCUCAACUUAAAGGGUCUUACUCAUCAAGAAAAACUUGCAUUCUGGAUAAACGUCUACAAUUCCUGCAUGAUGAAUGCAUAUUUAGAGCAUGGCAUUCCUGAGAGUCCAGAAAUGGUUGUAGCAUUAAUGCAGAAGGCAACUAUUGUAGUGGGGGGCCAGUUACUCAAUGCAAUUACCCUGGAGCAUUUCAUCUUGAGACUGCCUUAUCACCUCAAGUUUACGUGUCCAAAAGCUGCAAAAAAUGAUGAGGUUAAAGCACAAAGCAUAUUUGGCCUGGAAUGGUCUGAGCCCUUAGUAACAUUUGCACUUUCCUGUGGAAGUUGGUCUUCACCUGCAGUGAGAGUUUAUACAGCAUCACAAGUUGAUGAUGAGUUAGAAGCAGCAAAGAGAGACUAUUUACAAGCUUCAGUUGGUAUCACAAAAUCAAACAAGUUAAUAAUCCCCAAGUUGUUGGACUGGUAUUUACUGGACUUUGCAAAGGACUUAGAAUCUUUGUUGGAUUGGGUCUGCCUCCAACUACCUGACGAAAUGAGAAACCAAGCAGUUGAAUGCCUUGAAAAGAGGGGAAGAGAUUCUCUAUCACAGAUGGUACAAAUGAUGCCCUAUGAUUUUAGUUUCAGGUUACUUUUACACCAGUAAGUUCUGAGAACUGGUUUCUUAAAGUUUGAUGUGGUGGGUUUUUUGUACAUUGGUGGUUCACACAGAAAGUACAUAAGCCAAAACGCGUAAUGUUUUCUCAGUUGGGAAUGGGUUUUGGCAUUUGGGUCAUUGCUGGUUAGUUAUGCUUUUCGGAGAUAUACAUAGAAAUGGAGAGUUUUUAAAUCUUAGACAUUCAUUUUGGCUGCAACUUUUUGGGUUUAUAAUAAUAUCAUAUGUUGGUUUAA
Vigna unguiculata (cowpea) is the source of this 2478-nucleotide messenger RNA. RefSeq lists its product as uncharacterized. The record is from RefSeq and is a predicted model, not a curated record. Lineage: Eukaryota; Viridiplantae; Streptophyta; Magnoliopsida; Fabales; Fabaceae.